AUGUCAAAUUAUGCUUAUGGUGGCGGUGGUCCUGGUCAAUAUGGUGGUGGAGGUGCUACUGAUAUAAGACUUCUACCAGGGAAUUACGAUAACUUUACAUCAUUGAAAAGUCGUAUUAUCGUUGCAGCUGGUGCAGGAGGUCUAGAUUCAGGGGACUUUGGAGGUCCAGGUGGAACUCUUGAAGGAUAUGAUAGUCAAUAUAAUCAUGGAAAAGGAGGUACACAAAUUUCUCCUGGUCAAGGAUACGUUAAUGGACAAUUUGGAAAAGGUGGAGGAAAUUCUGGUUUAAUAGGUGGAUCCGGAAAUGGAUCAGGAGGAUCUGGAUAUUUUGGCGGGGGUUCUUCUGAUAUUAUUGAUAAUUAUGGCGGUGGUGGAGGUAGUAGCUUCAUCAGUGGUCAUGAAGGUUGUGUUGCAGUAAAUGAAGAUUCACCAGAAAAUCCAAUGACAUUUCGAUCAGGAAAAUAUAUCUCUGUUCAUUAUUCAGGAUUGAAAUUCGAACACACACAAAUGAUUGAUGGUCAAAGUCAAAUGUUUUCACCUAGUGGAAGUCUUGAAACAGGUCAUUAUGGCAAUGGUUUCAUUCGAAUUACACAAUUCCCUACAUUCAUUAACUCUUGUAUUCAAAAUAUUUAUUUCUCUUUUCUCCAUUCUUUUAUUUCUGGAUUUUCUUUAUUUAUCUUUUCUUCUUAUUAA
Molecule: messenger RNA, 693 nt
Organism: Trichomonas vaginalis G3
Lineage: Eukaryota; Parabasalia; Trichomonadida; Trichomonadidae
Product: glycine-rich protein family
Exons: 1
Coding region: 1-693 (230 amino acids)
Source: RefSeq, a predicted model, not a curated record